AGAAGGCUGAUAAUAAAAAAUGUUUAACCCCGUAAUGACUUUAUUUUUUAACCCUAAGUUAAUUUUCCUGUAAGUGUAGAGCUGGAUAUAGCGGAGACGGAAAAACUUGCAACGACGUAGACGAGUGCUCUUCAAACUCUCAUACCUGUGAUGUGAAUGCUGUUUGUAACAAUACUCGUGGAUCUUACACUUGCGCGUGCAAAGCUGGAUAUUCAGGCGAUGGCAAAAAUUGUACUGAUAUCGAUGAGUGUGUCAGCGGUGUACACGACUGCCACCGUUCAGCUUCAUGUACAAACACUGUAGGAUCCUACACAUGUAUGUGUAACCAUCCUUUAGCAGGAGACGGAAAAACUUGUAGGUACACUGCGGCAGCGGGUCUUAAAUAUUCCAGCAUUGUGGGAAACAACCAGAAUUUUUUGACAUGGCUGGAUAAAUGGUUAAAGCCUGUGACUCGCCAAUCUUCUUACUGGAAUCGCUGUUACCAGGCAACUGUAAAUGGCUGGUCAUCCUCUACCUUCCACUCAAACUGUAACGGCAAAGGUCCAUCUGUCACAAUCAUCCGUGUUGGGAAAUAUAUUUUUGGAGGAUACAUAAGUGUCUCAUGGACCAGUGGUUGUUCAUAUUACUACGAUUCAGCAGCCUUUCUCUUCUCAUUGGUUAACAAGCCUGGUUGGCAGCCUCUAAAGCUAGAUCAAAGUUCCGGACAAGGUAGUUAUCAGAGAGCGCAUUCCAUCUACCGCUGCUCUUCAGAUGGACCAACAUUUGGAGGAGGAUACGAUAUUAAAAUUGCGAACAACGCUGCAUCAAACACCAACUCAUACUCAAACCUUGGAUGGACCUACAGCCCUCCAACUGGCAACAGCUAUGGAUCCUCCUUCACACAAUCAUUCCUGGCGGGUACUCUCUACUUCCGACCUGACGAAGUCGAAGUCUUCUAUGAAACUACCUGAAGAAAUCGCGAAGCUUGAAGUCUUAGUUUUACACACUCUGUUCAGUAAAAUUAAACCUUUUUAAUUAUAUAAGGGUAUAUACAAACUGUUGGUAAAUUAUAGAAGUGCAAUAUAAUAAAAAAAUUUCAAUAUCACCGAUCAUAUGUCAAUCAAUAGGUUAGAACAAAAUCGAGUAGUCACGUAUCCUUAGUCUAAGAUAAACAGUUUACUUUGAGCUUACUUGUUU
This is a messenger RNA of Orbicella faveolata, 1176 nucleotides long. RefSeq lists its product as uncharacterized. NCBI's taxonomy places the organism in Eukaryota, Metazoa, Cnidaria, Anthozoa, Scleractinia, Merulinidae. The record is from RefSeq and is a predicted model, not a curated record.